Myodes glareolus (Bank vole) is the source of this 1887-nucleotide messenger RNA. The record is from RefSeq and is a predicted model, not a curated record. Lineage: Eukaryota; Metazoa; Chordata; Mammalia; Rodentia; Cricetidae.
AUGUCUUCAGCACAACCAGUAGCCAAUGAAGAAAUGCCUUCGAAGCUUGAAAGCCAUCUCACAGCAUGCAGCAGUGCUGUCGAGAUCAUGUCGCUGUUCUUCUACACAAUGAGUUAUAAACAGGCAGGCCCAGAGAACCUAGACAAUGACCAAUUCAUCCUUUCAAAGGGACUACCAUUUGUUAAUGUGGCAACAGGAUGGCCUGGGCAAGGACUAGAGGUUGCCUGUGGGGUGGCAUAUACUGGCAAGUACUUUGACCAAGCCAGGCAUUCUGUCUUCUGGGUGAUAGGGAGUCUCUGGAAGGCAUUGGCCUUUGCAUCCUACUACAGUCUGGACGAUGUCAUGGCAAUCUUUGAUGUGAACUGCAUUGGACAUGGUGGCUCCAUGUCCAUUGAACACUGCAUUGCUGUCUACCAGAAGUGUUGUGAAGCCUUCGGGUGGAAUAAUUAUGUGGUGGAUAGGCAUAACGUAGAGACCCUAUGCCAUGUGUACUCACAGACAGCUCAAGUGAGAGGCAAACCCACUGCUGUGGUUGCCAAGACCUUCAAAGCCAGAGGCAUGCCAAAUGUUGAGGAUGCAUAAAGUUGGUAUGGAAAGCCAAUGCCAGAUGCAAUUAUCAAAUUAAUUGAGAGUCAGACACAGACCAACAGGAUUCUUGAACCACCACCCCCUAUUGAGGACUCACCUCAAAUCAACAUUAUGGUUAUAAAUAUAACCUCACCAAUUUAAAUAGCUGAUGACAUGGUAUGCAAAAAUAAAAAAAAAGCAUGUGGUUUGGCUCUGGCUAAACUAGGCCAUGAAAAUGACAGUGUUAUUGUGCUGGAUGGUGACACCAAGAACUCCAACCUUUCUGCCAUGUUCAAGAAAGAACACACAGAGAGAUGCAUCCAGUGUUAUAUUGCUGAACAAAACAUGAUGAAUGUGACUCUGGGCUGGGUCACUUGUGACUGGAUCAUUGCUUUUGUUUGCACCUUCGCUGCCUUUUUCACCCAAGCAUUUGAUCAGAUACACAUGGCAGCCACCUCUCAAAUAAACAUCAGCCUUAUUGGUUCCCAUUGUCGGGUGUCUACUGAUGAUGACAACCCUUACCAUGUGACCCUGAAAGACCUGGCCAUGUUCUGAGCAAUUCCCAACUGCACUGUUUUCUAUCCAAGUGAUGCCAUCUCCACAGAGCAUGCUGUUUAGGCAGCCAAUACUAAGGAAAUGUGUUUCGUUUAUACUAGCCAAGCAGUAGUUAUUUACACCACUCAAGAAACCUUUCAGAUUGGACAGGCCAAGGUUGUGCACAACAGUGACAAUGAUAAGGUCAUAGUUUAUUGGAGCAAGAGUCACUCUGCGUAAAACCUAGUGACUGCUGAUGAGCUCUCUAAAGUAUUUCACUGAUAUUAUUAUUCUCCAGAUAUCGCUAUCCGUGUCAUUGACUUGUUUACCAUUAACCCUCUUGACACUGCCACCAUCAUUUCCAAUGCAAAAGCCACAUCUGGCUGAAUUAUCACCGUGGAGAAACACUACCCAAAAGGUGGCAUUGGGGAAACUGUCUGUGCAGCGGUCUCCAUGACUAACAUCAUAGUUCAUCAGCUGGCAGUGAUGGGGGUGCCUCGAAAUGGGAGAUCCAGUGAAGCACUAGAAUUUUCUGGAAUCAAUGCCAUACACAUCAACGUGGCUGUAAAAUGUAUCUUAAUGAACCAAAUUAGCUAUUGCCCCGCCUUCUCUGCUGCCCAGUCUGUUCACCUGCCCCUUCAUUCUCCAGUUCCUUGCUGGGAUACCCUCUACCCACCAUUUGACUCUGCUCGGCGCUGGAAUGUUGGGCCUGCCAGCGCCUGCCCGCACCUGCCCGUGCCUGUCCGCGCCUGCCGGUGCCUGCCCGCGGUACCCUCCAAGCCAUGA